Messenger RNA from Carya illinoinensis, 2856 nucleotides. Its product is annotated as LEAF RUST 10 DISEASE-RESISTANCE LOCUS RECEPTOR-LIKE PROTEIN KINASE-like 2.1. The transcript is spliced from 3 exons. NCBI's taxonomy places the organism in Eukaryota, Viridiplantae, Streptophyta, Magnoliopsida, Fagales, Juglandaceae. The record is from RefSeq and is a predicted model, not a curated record. Bases 390 to 2519 code for a protein of 709 amino acids. Gene Ontology annotation, molecular function: ATP binding; polysaccharide binding; protein kinase activity. Gene Ontology annotation, biological process: protein phosphorylation.
UUUGAUAUAUAUAUAUAUAUAUUUAUUUAUUUAUUUAUUUUAGAUGCAGUGGUUAAAUUAUGUUAAAAAACUUAAGAGUUGGGCUGGUCAUGAUCAUUAAAUUGUUUAUGGGGGCGGCUGUCUGCUGCUAUGUCUGACUCGGUAAAUGAGUUCAAAAUGUUUACAGAACUUCCUAGUCAUGUUAACUUAAUAAGUAUUAUAUAAAUAAAUAAAUAAAAUCUCUAGAAGAUCGAGAUUUUUUGCAGGGUAUGCUUAUAUUGCAACUAUGUCGCCCAAUUUGUGGAUUGACAAUCGAGCUGGUAAUAUUCCAAUAGAAGCAUCUCUUUUGAAAAUUUCAACCUCCCAUCCCAUGAAUUCAUUUUGUCAAAAGCCACUAAUUUCCUUAUCUUAUGAUGCCUGAUAGGAAUUGGAAAGCCACACAUCCCCACCUCCUUAAUUCCUUUUCUAUACGCUUGCUUCCAAUCUCUCUCGAUCUUCUCUCUCUCAAAAUGCAUACCCAUGAUCUCUUCCCAGCUUCGGCCACUUUCUUCUUCAUCGUAAUAGCAUUAAGUACCUUAGUCCAAUUUCCAGUACCAUCUGUGCACGCUGCUGAAGAUGAGCAGUACCUCAACUGCAGCGAAACCUUUUCAUGUGCGGGUAUUUCGGGCCUCGGUUAUCCUUUCUGGGGAUCACCAAAUCGGUCUGAAUAUUGUGGGCACCCGGCUUUCGAGUUGAACUGCAGCGGCGAUGCCCCGCAGCUUAAUGUCGCGGACAUGUUUUACCGAGUCCUUGAAAUCAAUGGCGCGGCGGCGGCGCGAAGUCUCAGGAUUGCUAGAUUGGAUUACUGGAACACGACCUGUCCUGCCACUUACGAUAAUACCACCACAGAUAGCAGUACCCUCUUUUCUCGUACUACUGCUGCUACCACCAACCUGACGCUCUACUACCACUGCCCUAUUAUUUCAAUAUCACCUCUUCUACCUCAGCCGGCGGAUGGUUUCUCGUUUACUUGUGCCGGAGACGCUAAGGGCUUUACCAAUUACUAUUCCAGCUCCUCGACUGCAAGCACGAUUAAUAGCUUAUUGGGGUUGUGCGAGAACAACGUUAACGUUCCAGUAAGUACUGAAGCAGUCAGUAAUUUAACUACUGAAGACGCACUGAAGGAAGCUAUUGAUGGUGGCUUCACGGUGGGGUGGAAUGCAAAUAACAGCUUGUGCGAUAGAUGUAAUGGGUCCGGUGGGCAGUGUGGGUUCAACAUCAGCACGAAUGCUUUCGCUUGCCUCUGUAAAACUGGGUCUUUUCCAGAAACGUGUGGAUCAGAUGGCAAGAAGAAUGAAGUAACACUUAGAAUAGGCAUUGGCAUAGGUGGUGCGGGCAUUGUUGGCAUUUUCCUAGGUUUCUGGAUCUUUUCCAUUGGGCAACAGAAGAAAAAACGAGCAGAGGAAGCUACCUACAGCGUUAAGAUCGGAGGAUGCUUAUCAAGUAAUUCAAUGGUCUGGUGGAACAGAGAUGCAGAGAAUGAUCAUUUCAAUGCGGAGGAAAUCCUAAGGAAUUUUGGAUCAAUGGCCCCGAAGAGAUAUACUUAUUCAGAUGUGAAGAAACUGACCAACUCAUUCAAAAAUAAAGUAGGACAAGGAGGAUAUGGUGUUGUAUACAAAGGGGAACUACUUGAUGGGCGUAUUGUGGCAGUGAAAGUCUUGGGCGAGUCCAAAGGUAAUGGAGAAGAAUUUAUAAACGAAGUGGCUAGUAUUAGUAGAACAUCACAUGUCAAUAUAGUCACGCUUUUGGGUUUUUGCUAUGAGAGAACUAAAAGAGCUCUAAUCUAUGAAUUUGUGCAAAAUGGAUCUCUUGAUAAGUUCAUAAAUGAGAAAGGAUCUUCAAUCACAAAUCGUUACUUGGACAGCAAGAUCAUGUUCCAAAUUGCAAUUGGCAUUGCUCGAGGACUAGAAUAUUUACAUCGAGGUUGUAGGACUAGGAUUCUGCAUUUUGACAUAAAACCUCACAAUAUACUAUUGGAUGAGAAUUUGUGCCCAAAAAUCUCUGAUUUUGGUCUCGCUAAACUAUGCAAAACAAAAGAGAUCAGUAUUGUGUCAAUGACGGGCAUGAGAGGAACUGCAGGAUAUAUUGCACCUGAAGUAUUUAGUCGAUACUUUGGCGGAGUGUCUCACAAGUCUGAUGUCUACAGUUAUGGCAUGUUGGUUCUUGAAAUGGUUGCGGGAAGGAAAAAUCUUGAUGAUGGGGUACUCUCUCAUAGCAGUGAAAAUUAUUUUCCUAACUGGAUUUAUGACAAACUUGAAAAGGGUGAGACUUAUGAUACUUUUGGGGAUAUUACAAAUGAUGAUCAAGACAACAUGAUAAAAAGGAUGAUAAUGGUGAGUUUGUGGUGCAUUCAAACCAAUCCUUCAGAUCGGCCAUCAAUGGGUAAGGUGAUAGAGAUGUUAGAAUGCAACUUUCAAUUACCUCAAUUUCCACCAAAACCUUUCCUAAACUCUCCUACGAGGUCGGCUCAACAUGAUUCUUCCACCGGUAUUACUUCAUAAUCAUAAAUUCCAACACAUAAAAUGUAUAGAAUUGCAUCAUAGGAUGCAGGUUUUUUGAAUGAUCAUGUGAUCGUGUUGACAUUUCUAUUUUAGGAGUGGUACUGUGCAAGAAACCUUCUUUGUUGGAAAACAAUGGAUUCCAAACAAGGUAGGGGCAUUGUAGGAUCAGAAUUGUGAAAAACUACGUUUACUACCUUUUUUUUUCACUUAAUUUACAACAUUCACGAGUUUGUGGUGCAUUCAGGCUAAUCUCUCUGACCGGCCCUCCAUAGGGUAAGGUGAUACAGAUGUUGGAAGAUACCCUUCUUCAAUCCAAGGGGUACAAUUUUUGUUAAAA